Messenger RNA from Linum tenue, 1358 nucleotides. NCBI's taxonomy places the organism in Eukaryota, Viridiplantae, Streptophyta, Magnoliopsida, Malpighiales, Linaceae. The record is from the annotation of a GenBank genome assembly.
AUUUCCCCUUUAUUGUAACGCUUGGCUUAUGCCUCUGGUAACGAAAGAUUGCACCCUUUGUCAAAAAAAAAAAAAAAGUGGUGUCCUCGUUGAUUCAAGUUCUGAAUUUUCAGAAUGGAAGCAGCAGCCACGGCGGCAUUACAGCAACUUCCUCCGGUGGUGGCGGCCUUGUCUGGGCAGGAGAGGCAAUCGCCCGAGGUCGCAGAUCUUACGUGGCACAAAACUCCCGCAAUCCUGGAACUGGAGGAAGAACCCAGGCUCAAUCGAUUAGGUUUAUUAUUGGAUUCGGGCCCCGACCCGAUAAGAAAAACUAAUGAACUUCCAUCCUUUACUUUCCCCGACACUAUCCUAAACCUCAACUCCUCUACUUUAUCCGCCAUUACCAAUCUCCCACCAAAGAAGCAGAUGAGGCCGGCCAAGGACAGCCCUUCUCCGGCCGCCAAGAGGCGAGGCCGCCCUUCUUCCCCGGCCAGAUCCUCCCGACUCCCCUCCAAACUGGCCUCGCCUGAGUCCGCCGACCGGACAUCGAGCCGGCAGUCAAGACUCACUCCCGCCGCUUCUCUGGUUGAAGGGGAGUUCGCGUCUCAACGGGACACCAUUGAUCUCUUCCAAGACCUUCAAAUUUCCGAAGAUUACGUCGUCAGCAGCUCCAGCCCUGAACCCAGGAGUUUUCCCAACAGCGUGAAACAGCAGUGCUGGGAGAAGGCAGAGAAGGUGAAGGGUCGAGACCCGGCCCGUUGGCGACGCGACCCGCUUGGGAACAUCGUUUUCCGGAAGCUCGUCGGAUGUGCUGGUUGUUUGUGCCAUGAUUAUGAUCACAUUUUGCCCUACUCCAAGGGAGGGAAAAGCACACUGGAUAAUUGUCAAGUCCUGCAGGCAACAGCUAAUCGAUCAAAGGGAAACCGAAUUGAGCUAUCCAGAGCUGAGCUCAUCCAGAGAAGUAACUACUGCCGUGUUUCAGGUCGUGAUAUGGAUCUUGUAGAACUAUUAGCGUACGGCAAUGUACAGCAUACCCAGGAUGCAGGCGGUUGCAGGAUCCAAUAACUGUCUCUUUCAUUUGGAACAGAACAUGGCGUCCAAUCUGUUCGCGUGUAGUGUAAUCUGUCUGAAUUUAGUUCAGAUACAUGGAGAUCAAAGGUGUAAACUCAUGUUCAGUGACCUGCUAGUUAAAUUUCAUGGAUUAGAACCAAAUGAUUAAUUACCUCGCUGUAGGAAGCGACGUUGCAGAGAAGCUAUAAAGCCUAUUAGGUGAGGAAUGAAAUAUACUCGCUCGUAUAUAAAAUCUGGACUCAAUCCGGCUUCCGGAUACUCCAAAACCCUAAUUUUGUUCGAUGAGCUGUUCAAGCAAUUACUGAACC